AUGGAUGCUUCAUCAAAAUGGUGUGUUAAGAAGAAAGAAGAUUCACCAACUUUGGCUAGUAUCCGCCAUCGAAUUCAAUCACUAGCUCAAUUAACAAAAAGACUAGGCGUUUACACUGUAGGCCAUAUGUCUGCCGCCGGAUUUGAAUAUACAGGUAAUGGAGAUACAGCUCGUUGUAAGGACUGUGGACUUGAGAUAUCUAACUGGACAUUAGAUAUGAAUCCAUUUACUAUUCAUUCAAAACAGAGACCUGAUUGUCCAUUCGUCUACAAUAUAAUACCAUCUUCGUUAUCAAAUGAACAAACGAAUCCUUCUGAACGCCAAAGUAUCGAAGCGAUGGAUUCAGAAUCUGUCUCAAACAGUUUACUUGAAACAAGUUUACUUCAACAAGUGCGGAGACGUACAUUUUCUCACUGGCCACAUCGUACUAUUCCAUCAAGUGCACAAAUGAUGGAAGCUGGAUUUUUUAAUUGCAAUGUUGGUGAUCGAGUGAUAUGCAUUUAUUGUAAUCUUAUUUGUCAACAAUGGACACCAAAUACAGAUGAUCCAUGUGAAGUGCAUAAAACACUUUCACCUAAUUGUAUAUAUGUCAAAGCCAAACUGAUAUGUCCUUCAGUUUCUUCUCUAAUAAUCGUCAAUGAAGGUGCAACAGAUGCAACUGGAGACAAUCGUUUAUCAACAUCUCAUAAUCUCGGUCCAUUGCGAUCUAAUGAUAUUAAGUUUACUGCUUCAUGUAAUCCAGCUUAUUCAGAAAUACCAAAACGUCAUGCAUCAUUUGCAACAUGGCCAACCGAAGAUUUACCAUCAGUAGAUGAUUUAGUUCGAGCAGGAUUUUUUUAUACAGGUACGAAAACUAUUGCUACUUGUUUUUAUUGUAAUGGAUCAUUACAAAAUUGGCGUCCAAAUGAUAAUCCAAUGAUUGAACAUGCACGUUGGUUUCCACAUUGUGCAUAUGCUCAACAAUUAUGUGGUGAUGAUUUAUAUCGAAAAAUUCAAGAAUCUAAACGAGCACAACAAGAACAUGCUCGUGGCAAUGAAUUAAAAGAAAGAACAGGUUCUGGUGAGGUGGUAACUACUAAUCCAACAUCCAAUAGUCGACUAUUAUUAAUACCCGAUGAACGUACUUUAUCGAGACUUGUUGCUGCUCGAUUAGAUUUACCAAUAUCACGACGUUUAUUAGGUCAAAAUUUUAAAUUACCAAUUAUUAAACGAUGUUGGGAAGAUCAAUUACGGAUAAAACACGAUGAUUUUGUAUCUGAAUGCGAUUUGUAUAUUGCUUGUUUAAUUCUUCAAAAACAAAUUGAACAUAUUGAUGGUAAAAAAGAGAACAUUGUUAUACCAAGUAUAAAAAUGAAACAAAUUCGAGAACAAAAUGCACGAAUACAUGAACAGUCAACAACAACAUCUAAUACAGCUCAAUCAGUAGCAAAUUCAACAGAUGUUGAAAUGACAACAUCAUCCAAUCCAUGUGUUCUUUGUUUGACAGAAGAGACGCAAUUAGUUUGUAUACCAUGCGGACUCAUGGCAACAUGUGUUGAAUGUGGUCAAUCACGAUCAUGUCCAAUAUGCAGAAGAGAAAUCGAAGCAUUCGUUAGAAUAUAUAUCUAA
Molecule: messenger RNA, 1608 nt
Organism: Rotaria sordida
Lineage: Eukaryota; Metazoa; Rotifera; Eurotatoria; Philodinida; Philodinidae
Source: the annotation of a GenBank genome assembly